AUGGCAAGCAUUCUGAACGUCCAGCGCUUAACCGGGCUUGGCGGCAGGCGCCAGGAGAAGGGGCUGGACAGUGAUCGAGGAGCGUCCAGAGGCGGGUCCCUCCUGGGGGAGCGGGUGCGCAAUCCGUCUGGCCAAGCGUUAGCCCCAGUGAUUGGCCUUGGUGCUUCUGGGCUCCCCUGGGACCCUGCGCAGCCAGGGAGGUUGGGAGAAGGGAAGACAGAGACUUCCCGGUCCCAGCAGGAACCGCUCAAGAAGGGCCCUGAAGACCCGGCAGCCCCCAGCCGGUCCAGGGACCCCCCACAGAUGCCACAGGGGUCGGUGACAGCCAGCGCUCACGCGUGCCUUGGCCUUUGGCCCAUGGCAGCCGCGGGCUCGCUGGGUCCUUGGAUCAAAUCUGGGGUCCCUCCAGACGCAAUCGAGAUAAGGCUGGACCGGAGCAGGGCGGGCCCUCAUCCAGUGACUAGUGCCCUGAAGACAGGAGACACGAGGAAGACCACGGGAGGACCAAUGGGGAGGCCCCGACCGGCCCGAUUCCCUGCCUGAGGCUUUCCAGAAGAAACGUGAAGGCGAGCCGUGUCUCUGAGCUGUCCCCUGUGUCCCCUUCUCCGCCCGAGCCUGGCCAGGCCUGGCCAGGCCACCCCCCAAAGGGGCCGGGCCCCCCAGUCCCGCGGCAGGAGGGAAGCUUGCCUUUCUGGAGUCUCAGGAGCCGGCUCCUUGAACCUGGAAAGCCCAGCCUGGGGUCCGCUCGGGGUGUGUCGGUGCUGGUCCUCCACCUGGAUUUGAGGCGCCGUGGGCGAGGGGGAGGGGGCCCGGCGAGCUCCGCGGCCGCCCGGGGCCCCCAGCCCAGCCAGUGGGAACACUGACAAGACUGUACUCAGGCCACACUCUCGUCUCCGCCUUUCCUUGUGGCCUCACUUGUGCAAAGGCGUGGAAUUUGGGCUCUGACGGAGAGAGGCCCAUUGGGGCUCCGUCUGUGAAGAUUCCAACUUCUGCUCGGGUCAUGAUCUCGAGAUUCGUGGGUUCGAGCCCCAAGUGGGACUCUGUGCUGACAGCUCAGA
Messenger RNA from Suricata suricatta (meerkat), 1058 nucleotides. RefSeq names its product properdin-like. The record is from RefSeq and is a predicted model, not a curated record. The transcript is spliced from 7 exons. Bases 1 to 543 code for a protein of 180 amino acids. Lineage: Eukaryota; Metazoa; Chordata; Mammalia; Carnivora; Herpestidae.